AAAUUUUUUGUGUAGAGUAACUAUGGCAGAGAGUACCUCAAUAGUCAAAGAUAACCAUAUCAAAGGGGAAGUAUGGGCAAAACCACUUGAUGAAGAAACGAAGCAGUGUUUACAGUCGUUACGUUCCAAGGUCAAUUCCAUUCUUGUUGAUGGCUCUUCCAAGGAUGUAGAGUGGUGCGACGAUGCCUGUCUUUUGAGAUAUUUGCGUGCUAGAAAUAAUCAAGUCGACAAAGCACUAGAACUGGUUAGGAGGACAUUGGAAUGGCGAAAGAACUUUGAAGUUGAAGAAUUGAUGAACAAAGUGCCUCCUCAAGUGAAGGAAGAAGGCUCAAGUCAAAAGUUGUAUGUUGGAGGUAAAGACAAGUAUGGUCGCCCCAUCAUUUAUAUGAAACCAAAGUAUCAGAAUACCAAGGAAAGCAUUCAUCAGUUACAACAUCUGGUUUAUACUUUAGAGAAAGCUAUUCGAAGAAUGCAGAACGGAGUAGAAAAACUGAUUCUAUUUAUUGAUUUUGAGGGUUAUUCUAUGCGGAAUACUCCAAGUAUCAAAAUGAUGCGGGAAACUUUGACUGUUUUACAAGACUAUUAUCCAGAGAGAUUAGGCUUGGCUAUUUGUCUCAAUGCACCAACUCUAUUUUAUACAUUUUACAAGAUUAUCAAACCAUUUAUUGACAAAAACACAGUCCAGAAAAUCUACUUUUUUAAAGUUAACAACACAAAAAAGAGUAAAGAAUGGAUGGAGUUUGCCCAACAAGUAUUUGACUUGGAUGAGUUAGAAGUGGAUUAUGGAGGAAGAAAUGAUAAAGAAUACGAUCCAGAAGAAUACUUUUCAAGUUGAUUCGUCGCUCAUUUCCAGCCCACUCCUUCAUCUAUUUC
Galdieria sulphuraria is the source of this 873-nucleotide messenger RNA. Its product is annotated as SEC14 cytosolic factor family protein / phosphoglyceride transfer family protein isoform 1. Gene Ontology annotation, molecular function: phosphatidylinositol transfer activity. NCBI's taxonomy places the organism in Eukaryota, Rhodophyta, Bangiophyceae, Galdieriales, Galdieriaceae. The transcript has 7 exons. The record is from RefSeq and is a predicted model, not a curated record. Bases 23 to 835 code for a protein of 270 amino acids.